This is a messenger RNA of Polistes dominula (European paper wasp), 3587 nucleotides long. It is a transcript of the gene DNAlig3, whose product is annotated as DNA ligase 3. Gene Ontology annotation, biological process: lagging strand elongation; DNA biosynthetic process; double-strand break repair. Gene Ontology annotation, cellular component: DNA ligase III-XRCC1 complex; nucleus. The record is from RefSeq and is a predicted model, not a curated record. Gene Ontology annotation, molecular function: zinc ion binding; DNA binding; ATP binding. NCBI's taxonomy places the organism in Eukaryota, Metazoa, Arthropoda, Insecta, Hymenoptera, Vespidae.
AGAACAAGAACAAAAAAACAAAAAAUGUGAAUAAUUGUGAUAAACACAAGUGAUUUUUCAUUUUCCAAUCGUAUAUCAUCUGUUAUUACUAUGACUUACCGUACAUUGGUAACACUGUUUGCAAGUGUUGCUGCAUUUGUAAAGAGUACUACUACGUCGAGUACGUUGACAGGUCGUGUGUUAAUAUAUUUAUAAUUUAUAUUUAAACUUAUGUGAUUUUUCGACACGUUAUAAUAUUCUUGAAAUACUGUUUCAAUUUUUCUAUUAUCGUUGAAAAUUGUUUAUUCAUUUAUUGAUCAUGGAGGAAGAGGAAGAUGAAAAACCAUUUGCAGUGGAACGUGCCAAAUCUGGUCGUGCAAAAUGCAAAAAGUGUAAAGGUCCAAUAGACAAGGAUGAAAUAAGGAUAGCCAAAUUAAUAGCAAAUCCAUUUUCGGAUGGUUCAAAGAUGAAAGCGUGGCAUCAUUUGUCCUGCCUAUUUGAAGUAUUUGCAAAACAACGAGCUACAACUAAACGAAUAGAAGAUCCUGACGAGGAUAUCAGUGGAUGGGAUAGUCUUCAGGAUGAGGACAAGAAAUUGGUUCUUGAAAAACUUCACGAGUUUGAUCAAUCAUGCCCAUUCAAAACGACCAAACCAAAAGCUACGAUCAAAAGGAAAGAAAAUUCAUUGGAAGAUCAAUCGACGACUGGACCGAUUAAGAAAAAAAUAAAAAUUCCGACAAAAACGUCGAAUGAGGUGUCGAAAAGAACGGAAGAUUGUGUGAUUGGAUCGGACGAUCUUGAAGUAUCCAAUAUGACGGGAAAAAAGGUAUCUAAAUCUUCAACGAAGGACGAUUUGUUUCGCGAAUUUCGACGAAUUUGUGCGAACGUUGCUGAUGUCGAUGCUUACAAGGAAAAAACAGCGAUCAUUAAGAAAAUGUUUACUCAUGGAACGUCAGGCGAUGGAUUCAAGAGUGACAUCGUACUUUGGUGUAAAUUAUUAUUACCUCAAGCAGGAAAUAAAAGAGUUUACAAUUUACAAAGUAAACAAUUGAUCAAAUUGUUCGCACGUAUAUUAUGUCAAGACGAAGAAUCAAUGUUAGAAGAUCUCGAGAAUGGUGAUAUUGCUGAAACUAUUCGUAUAUUUUUUGACAGUAGUACCGCUGUCACUCCUUCGAACAAAAGUUUACUCACAAUACAAGAGGUUGACGAAUUUCUCGAACAAUUGUCACAUUUAACGAAAGAGGAUGAACAAAUCAAUCAUUUUAAGUCCAUUAUUGGUAGGUGUACAGGAAAUGAUUUGAAAAUGAUCAUACGACUUAUAAAACACGAUCUUCGAAUAAAUGCUGGUCCUAAACAUAUUCUUGGUGCAGUUCACGAGGAUGCAUAUAAAGCAUUUCAAGUAUCAAUGAACUUGGAAACAGUCGUGGAACGAUUUGUACCAAGUACUUCUUUACCCUCACCAAUUUCUAAGAAGGGAACUACAAUAUUAACUUCACCAGGUGGUAGCAAGGUAUCUCUGUCAUUAAUGACUCCUGUUUUACCAAUGUUGGCAGAAGCAUGCAAAUCUAUUGAAAUGGCAAUGAAAAAGUGUUCUAAUGGGAUGUUAUCUGAAAUUAAAUAUGAUGGGGAACGUGUUCAAGUACAUAAAAGGGGUUCUGAAUUUCAAUACUUUAGUCGAUCACUUAAACCGGUGAUGGCGCAUAAGAUAAGACACUUUAAAGAUUACAUUCCUAAAGCGUUUCCAAAUGGUGAUGAUUUAAUCCUCGAUUCUGAAAUUCUUCUGAUUGAUAAUGAAACUGGAAAACCAUUACCAUUUGGAAGUUUAGGUGUACAUAAGAAAUCAGAAUUUAAGGACGCAAAUGUCUGUCUUUUUGUAUUUGAUUGUAUUUAUUAUAACGGGGAAAUACUUAUUGACAAAUCUAUGAUAGAAAGAAGACAGAUUUUGAAGAGGAGCAUGACAGAGAUACCUAACAGAAUAAUGUUGUCCGAAGCUCAAGAAGUUCAUGAUCCUAAAGAUUUGGCAGAGAUGAUUGCUAAAGUUUUGAGAUUGGGACUCGAAGGAUUAGUUUUGAAAGAUAUUAAAAGUAAAUAUGAACCUGGUAAAAGACAUUGGUUGAAGGUAAAGAAGGAUUAUUUAUUCGGUGGUGCAAUGGCCGACAGUGCAGAUCUCGUUGUUCUCGGUGCUUGGUAUGGUACCGGUCAAAAAGGAGGAAUGAUGUCUAUAUUUCUUAUGGGUUGUUAUGACACUGAUAAUGAUAAAUGGUUAACAGUAACAAAAGUACAUUCUGGUCAUGAUGAUGCAAUGUUAGAAACUCUUCAAAAACAACUUGAUAUGGUUAAAAUAGGUAAAGAUCCUAGCAAGGUUCCAAAAUGGUUACGAGCUAACAAACCAAUGAUUCCAGACUUUGUUGCAAAAGAUCCAAAGAAACAACCAGUAUGGGAAAUCACUGGAGCAGAAUUUACAAAUCAAGGUGUACAUACGGCAGACGGAAUUAGUAUUAGAUUUCCACGAGUAACGCGAAUUCGCGAUGACAAGGAUUGGUCUACUGCUACGAAUUUAAAUGAACUUCGUGAUUUGUUUAAAAGAAGUUCGGAAUCAUUGGACUUUAGUAUUCUUUUGGGUACCAAUAAUAACAGCGAGAAGAAAAAUACCGAUGUUGUUGCUUCGACUAGUUCUACUCAAAACAAUCAAACUACGAUCUCUAACAAAGUUACUGUUAAAAAAGAUAUUUCUCCGAAAAAAAUAAAAAUUGAAGAUACAAGUUUUGACAAUGAUAACGAAAAUAUCCAAGAAGAAGUUACAAAUGUAAAAUCUAGAAUUCGUGUUAAAAAAGAAUUUCAUAUUAAUGAACCGAGUACUAGUACAGGAAAGACAAAUAUGAAGAAAAAUAUUGAAAAGUACGAAAAGAAUGUUAAGGUAAAAAAAGAACCAGAUCUUUUCGAUCCUGAUAUUAAAAUAAAAAAAGAAGUUUGUCCAGAUGUAAAUUUACACAAUGAAAAAUCCAUAGUAGAGACUGAACUUGAUUUUCAAGAUGAUUCAUCUGCUAAAUAUUAUUCUUUCGUUGGAAAUGAUUACAUCGAAUACAACGAAAGAGGAAGCCCUUUAAAUUGGAUCAAGGAUCGAAAGCCGGAAAAGGGAUUACCACUUGACGCUCAACCCUUAUCUGACAAUAUGGAGGAUGUACUUAAAUCAAAAGGUAUUUUUGGGGAAGUUCGUGUUACCUUGGCGCAAGAUAUAAAAAAGAAAAGACGAAAACGUCUUUGGCGAGAAUUGAAAACACUUGGAGCAAUUAUUUUGAAAGACUCGGAUCGAUGCAAAUCUACUCAUGUGAUUCACGAUCGUAAAGAAAUUUCAUCGACACUUCUAAGGGAUUUUCAAGACGUUCCAAAAAGUGCAAGACACGUAAAUUCGUCCUGGUUGGAAGAAUCAGCUGCGUCAUCGGAAAUGAAGGAUAUUUAUUCUUACGCUGUAACAUUAGUUGCGGAUUAUUGUAAUUGUUCUUGCACCUGUUCCCAUCGAUGAUGAACGAGCUUCAAUCGGAAAAUAUCUUUUUUUUUUAUUAUUAUUAUUAUUAUUUUUCCCCUUUUUUUUACCGAUCAAUCAAAUA